GUCAUUGCUGAGGAGAAGACAGGUUAAACUGUCCCUGGUUCAUGAGAGAAUGAUCAUCGCCAAAGUUCAACGUGUUGUCAUUGUUCUGAUUGCAGCUGACACAAAUUCUGAAUGAAAUGGUCACGAUCUACAGCACAGGAAUAGUCUGCGAUCCAGCUGAACCCAGUCACUGCAUGGAAUUGGAGCCAGGGUUGACCGUUCUGAUGGCCGAGAGCAAGGAUUACAACGAGAGGCUCUGGGCCUGGGAAGGUUGGCGAGUGAACGUGGGCAAAAGACUCCGGCCACUCUAUGAGGGAUACGCAACUUUGAAGAACAAAGCAGCCAGAUUGAAUGGUUACGAAGACUAUGGCGAUUAUUGGCGAGGAAACUACGAAACCGAUGACAUUGGGGUGUACGCCUACAGUCGGAAUGAUCUCCUGAAAGAUGUGGAUAGGCUACUUGAAGAGAUAAUGCCCCUGUACAAGGAACUGCAUGCGUAUGUGAGAGCAAAACUCCGAGAUACCUUUGGGCCAGAACGUAUCAGCUCUACAGGAUGUCUCCCCGCUCACUUACUGGGUGACAUGUGGGGAAGAUUUUGGGGAAACCUGUAUCCUUGGUCAAUUCCAUACCCAGACCAGGAAGACAUCGAUGUGACAUCUGAAAUGAUGAAACAGGGAUGGGAUCCGAAACAAAUGUUUCAGAGGGCAGAUACCUUCUUUCAAUCAUUGAGCCUUCAGCCUAUGAAUCAGAACUUCUGGAAGUAUUCCAUGAUUGAGAAGCCUACUGAUGGCCGUAAAGUUGUCUGUCAUCCAACGGCGUGGGAUAUGGGCAACAGAGUGGAUUUCAGGAUUAAAAUGUGCACCAAAGUGAACAUGGAAGACUUCCUAACUGUCCACCAUGAAAUGGGUCACAUACAGUACGACAUGGAGUACGCUAACCUACCCUACUUAUUACGCGAUGGGGCCAAUGAAGGCUUCCAUGAGGGUGUUGGGGAGAUCAUGUCACUCUCAGCAGCAACUCCCAAAUAUCUGAAAUCACUGGGUCUUCUUUCCAGUUCUUUCAUUGAAACAAAUGAGAUUGACAUCAACUUCCUGUUGAAGCAAGCACUGACUAUUGUGGGUACCCUGCCUUUCACAUACAUGAUGGAGCAGUGGCGUUGGGAAAUGUUCCGAGGAAACAUACCCAAAGAUCAGUGGAUGAAAAAGUAUUGGGAAAUGAAGUAAGUAUUUGACUCUGAGCUGUGAUUAAUAA
Messenger RNA from Chiloscyllium plagiosum (whitespotted bambooshark), 1230 nucleotides. The record is from RefSeq and is a predicted model, not a curated record. NCBI's taxonomy places the organism in Eukaryota, Metazoa, Chordata, Chondrichthyes, Orectolobiformes, Hemiscylliidae.